Molecule: messenger RNA, 8633 nt
Organism: Petromyzon marinus (sea lamprey)
Lineage: Eukaryota; Metazoa; Chordata; Hyperoartia; Petromyzontiformes; Petromyzontidae
Source: RefSeq, a predicted model, not a curated record
AAGGAAAGAAAUGGGGGGGGCCAUAGUCUGCCUUCCCCCCCCCACCCCACCCAGCUCUCUUGCUCUCCAUAACCCAGCACCUGGGCAAGUCCUGGACAUCUCUGAAAAAGAGCUUUAUGUAUCAUCGGAUUCCUCCAGUGUCAAAUACAAAUACAGAUUCUGAUUCCGAUUCUGAAUUGCAGGCUCCAGGGCGCAUUGGGCAGAGCUGCGUGCGAUUGAUUUUGUCCGUGUGUCGCGCGGGAGUAGGCAUUGCCUUUCGGGGUUAGGGGGUAAGGAUUUAGGGUUGUGGAGGUUUAGGAUUAGGGAAUAGGAUUGGGGCUGAGGGGGGCACGGGUUAUGGUUUGAGCCGGCGAGCGAGCGUAGCGUGGCCUGCGCGAGAGCCCCUUUCAUCGAUGGGGCAUGGCGGGCGGGAGAGCGUGUGAUGGGUUAUGUAUUGUGCAGGUAUAUUUUAUAAAAAAAAAAAUCAUGAAUUAAUAACGCGCGGGGGGGUGAUACCGGAGCUUGAAUAAUUUACCCCGCUCCGUUAUGGCUAUGGCGGUAAUAGGCUGCGUGGAGGCGAAGCGGCCGUAUCGAUUCCCACGCGCCCGGCGCUUCUCCCGAACGAUCCCGCUCCGCCGUGCGCGCUGCCCGGACGGCGCGGGCAACGUUUUCCUCCACGGUGCCGGACAGGAGGUUGGGCUCGUCGCAAAGCCCAUCGAUCGGUGCGGUAAUGGGAACCGCUUCGAGAGCGUCGCUCGGUGCGGAUCAACGCGACGCCUUUCAUUCCCGCGGGUCCCUUUGCGUGCCGCCGUGGCGAACGAGUCGAGGAUCCUGCGAGUGAAGGUGGUGUCUGGAGUCGACUUGGCUAAGAAAGACAUUUUCGGUGCCAGCGACCCCUACGUGCGGGUGUCUCUCUACGAGCUGGAGGAGAACCGGGAGCUCGUGUUGGUGCAGACCAAGACCAUCAAGAAGACACUGAACCCAAAAUGGAAUGAGGAGUUCCACUUCAGGGUGGACCCACACAACCAUGGUCUCCUGUUCGAAGUGUUUGAUGAAAAUCGACUGACGCGAGAUGAUUUCCUGGGACAAGUGGACACCUCCCUCAGCCAAUUGCCGACAGAAGACCCGUCGAGGGAGCGACCCUACACCUUCAGGGACUUCAUUCUGCGGCCGAGGAGUCACAAAUCGCGGGUGAAGGGCUUCCUCCGGCUCAAGAUGGCGUACUUGCCGCAGAACGGGAUGAACGAGGAACCGUCCACCCAGACCGAGGAUUCCGACCCCGGCUGGGAGGUGGUGGAUUCAAUAGAGGGCGGCGGGAGCCAGCGGCCGGGCCAGCAGCAGCAGCCGGCUCUGCCGCCCGACUGGGAGGAGAGGCAGGACAACCUGGGCCGCACCUACUACGUGAACCACAAGAACCGCAGCACCCAGUGGCACCGGCCCACCGUCUUGGACCCGGUGGAGGACGUGCAGGCGACGGAGGAGCGCAGCGACCAGCAGGCCCAGACCGUGUUCUGCUCGCGGAGACAGAUCACCGAGGACUCGGACUCCGGCGACGUGCGUGACUCCGCCGACCUGACGUGGGAGAUCAUCGAGCCCGAGUCGGACCGCUCCCCGCGCUCCCCGCUGCCUCCGCCGCCGUCUCCCACCACCUCCACCGACGACGGCGCUCGCCUGGUCUCGCCCGACGAGGCCGACCUGAGGCCGCAGACCCUCGCCGAGCAGACGACGCCCGCCACGGCGCUGGCUUCCAGGAGGGCACGAUCGGCGAGCGUCACCCUCUCCGAGCCGCAGCAGAACACGCUGUUGGUUCCCCAGCUCUUCACCACGCCGGGCAUGCCCCCCGGGUGGGAGGAACGCAAGGACGACAAAGGCCGCACGUACUUUGUCAACCACAACAACCGCACCACCACGUGGACACGCCCCGUCAUGCAGCUGGUGGACGACGGGGUACCGGUGGCCGGGGCGGUGGCGCCGGCCAACGGGGAGGCGGAGGUGCAGGUGCAAGUGCGGCGCCCGCGCAGCCUCAGCUCCCCCUCGAGCCCCCGAGAGUUGGCGCCCCUGCACGGCCUUCAGAACCUGAGGGAGGCGACGCAGCCCAAGCGGAACAGAGUUCCCUUCCCGUCGCCGCAGUCGCCCCAAUUCUCGCCGGACGGCUCGCCACUCGGCUCGCCCAAGCAGCAGCACAAGCCGAGCUCCGGCACGGCGUUCAUGCCGCCCGGCUGGGAGAUGCGCUUCGCCCCCAACGGCCGCCCCUUCUUCAUCGACCACAAUGCGCGGACGACCACGUGGGACGACCCGCGGUUAAAGGUUCCUGUGCACAUGCGGACCCGGCCUAGUCUGGACCCCUCUGAGCUGGGGCCCCUGCCUCCCGGCUGGGAGGAGCGGGUGCACACGGACGGGAGGACCUUCUACAUCGACCACAACACCAAGAACACGCAGUGGGAGGACCCAAGACUGCAGAGCCCGGCGAUCACGGGCCCGGCCGUGCCAUAUUCACGGGACUACAAACAGAAGUACGACUUCUUCCGCAAGAAACUAAAAAAGCCGACGGACGUGCCGAACCGCUUCGAGAUGAAGCUGCGCCGUGGCAGCAUCCUUGAGGAGUCGUACCGGCGCAUCAUGGCGGUGAAGCGCACCGAGCUGCUCAAGGCACGCCUCUGGAUCGAGUUCGAGACGGAGAAGGGGCUCGACUACGGCGGCGUCGCGCGCGAGUGGUUCUUCCUCAUCUCCAAGGAGAUGUUCAACCCCUACUACGGGCUCUUCGAGUACUCGGCCACGGACAACUACACGCUGCAGAUCAACCCCAACUCUGGCCUCUGCAACGAGGAGCACCUCUCCUAUUUCAAGUUCAUCGGGCGAGUCGCCGGCAUGGCGGUCUACCACGGCAAGCUCCUGGACGGGUUCUUCAUCCGCCCCUACUACAAGAUGAUGCUGCAGAAGUCCAUCACGCUGACCGACAUGGAGUCUGUGGACAGCGAGUACUUCAACUCGCUCAUGUGGAUCCUCGAGAACGAUCCCACGGACCUCGAUCUGCGAUUCUGCAUCGACGAGGAGCUCUUCGGGCAGACCCAUCAAGUCGAGCUGCUGCCAAACGGAUCCGAGAUCGUGGUCACCAAUGACAACAAGAAAGAGUACAUCGACCUGGUGAUCCAGUGGAGGUUUGUCAGCAGGGUCCAGAAGCAAAUGAACGCUUUCAUGGAGGGCUUUUGCGAGCUGAUACCCAUGGACCUGAUCAAGAUAUUUGACGAAAAUGAGCUGGAGCUGCUCGUGUGCGGCCUGGGAGACGUGGACGUGAACAACUGGAGGCAGCACACGGUCUACAAGAACGGCUACUGCGCCAACCACCCCGUCGUCCAGUGGUUCUGGAAGGCGGUGCUGCUGAUGGACGCCGAGAAGAGGAUCCGGCUCCUGCAGUUUGUGACGGGGACAUCGCGCGUCCCCAUGAAUGGCUUCGCCGAGCUCUACGGUUCCAACGGCCCUCAGCUGUUCACAGUUGAGAUGUGGGGUGCACCGGAGAAACUCCCACGAGCGCACACCUGCUUCAACCGCCUGGACCUUCCGCCGUACGAGUCGUUCGAGGAGCUGCGGGAGAGGCUGAACAUGGCCAUCGAGAACGCGCAGGGCUUCGAGGGCGUAGACUGAUUCCUACUUGUCCCGCCCGGGACGCCAAGAGCCUCCUCCGGCCUCCUCGACCCAACCCAGACGAUCGACGAUCGGCCACGCCCCCCCACUCCCACCACGCCCCUUCCCCCCCAACCCACCACCACUCCGAUCCAAGCGAUCGAAUUCCUCUGAUCCCCGGCAGGCCGGCCCGCUGCCACGGCCACGUCGCGCCGUGGUGCCACAUUGGACACCGGCGGUUGCCGGCGGACAGCUUUGCCGCGAACGUGACCGACCUGAUCCAAAGCCAUGGGACCGAGCACAGCAGUUCCGGGCACACAGACAGUCGCGCGAAUCGGAGCGGGCGACCGGGGGCGGAGGGAAAAGAUGCUCUCUCUUUUUUUUCCAACGGCCGGCAGGAAUUUGUCUUUUUUCUCUCUCUCUCUUUUCUUCUACUUUUUCCACAUCGAUGAGUCAUCGUCAACAGAAGCUGUGAACUGUGCCUAAGGUGGUGAACGUUGCCCCCUUUUUAGUACCUGUUCUUUUUAUUUUUAAGCGGCCGUUUGCAUGGUCCAUAGCACAGGUUUGUGCGGCUGAUGGCGAGGGAGGGUGCGGCGUCGUCCGGGAGUACGCGAACCGUGGGAAAAGUGGUGCAGUGCCCUCAACCGACCACCACCGCCGUCACCGCCGCCCCCCCCUCCCUCACCGCCGCACCACGACCGCCGUCGCUGGAGACCACGCAGUUAAAUAACAACCUCGGAGCCCACGUAGCCACGCGCCGAAGAUGUGCGGGAGGUGGAGGAGAUCAAUUUCAACGUCUUCUUCUUCUUUACGCCCUGAGCAACAUCGCGGACACCGGUUGUCACCAAGCGGAGCGCGGCGUUGACGGUGGGCGCGGCAGCGGUGAGAGCGGUCGAGAGAUCGGCCGCCUCGACUCCACACCAAGGAUUGUGAACGCCUGAAAACAGACCUGCACGGCGCGAGUGGGGAUGCGGAAAUGUAAUAAUGCGACUUUUUUUCACGAACGACUCGCAAAGUUUUUUUUCUUAAGGUCCAGUCCCACAAGCCCCCCGUCGUCGUCACCACCGCCCGCACGUGCCAUAGCGAUCGUGUGCAGGCGCGUGCACCAGCGACCACCUGCCCGAGACGUCUUAGCAUAUCUCGCAAUUGUUUACAAGAAACCAAACUUUGUUUUUAUUUUUCCCGACCCCCACCCGAAGAUCACGGCGGCUUGAGCUGGUGCGUCAGCGUUGCCGGCGCGCGACGGCGGCGACGGAGCACACUUCACCGCGUUCGCUCGCUCGCUCGCUCGCUCGCGCGCCGUGCCCCCGCACGCGUCCCAAGCCCAGCCAGCUCAUCGGUUCACCACCCGCCCUGGAUGCCUCCCCCCGCUCUCCGUCAAUCCUGUCGCAUGCCCCGUUUUUAAGGCAAUGCCAAACAAACUUUUAACCGAAUGUUAAUCGCUCGACAGAAUGAGCAGCAACGAUGCGGUGUGUGUUGGUCUAUCGUGCAUUCUGCUCUCGCUUUCACCCCCUACACAUAUAUAGACUGUGACACCAUUUUGAUGUGACUAUAAGAAUUUAGAGGUUGUGGUGGGGGGGUUGAAGAAGAUCGGGGGUCCCAGUUCCCUCCAGCCACCACAGGCGCUACGGGGCUGCCCCUGGUUCUUCGCCGUGCCGUCGUGAGGCUGCCGGCCUGCCACUCGCCGGGGCAUGGUGGUCCACCAGGGACAAGCGGGCAGGGUGGGGCGGGUACAGCGACGUUGUGGCCGGUUCGUCCCCCGAUGUGUCCGCCGUCUAACGUGCUGAUGAUUGCUCAUGCAGGUGAGAUCAAGUGCAAUAUGUUGUAAUGAGGGGUGGUUGGUGGGGGGGGGGUUCUGACCGGGUCUUCCUCUGUGCCUCGUGACUGCCCAGGAAGGAUAAUUUGGCUGCCCCAUGCCGUUGUGCUGCCUCGUUUUUUGUUGUUUUUUUUUCUUCUCCGGCGCUGUUGAUCGGAUGCGUCUCUCUCUCUUUCUCUCUGUCUCUGGCCUAGCUGUUAUCUACACUUUCUGACGUGGUCGUCGCAGGAAAUGGUUACAUUUUUAUAUUGAUAUACCUUCUCAUUACCAAAGUUUGUACGUACGGUGUAUAUGUAAUUUCCUAUAUCGGGUUUUUGAACUUUGAACAGUUUUUGCAGACUUGAUGUGUUACAAAAGUGAAUCUCAACGUUGGUCGUGAUGUUUGUAUAUCGGUACAAAUGGGCAGUGAUUGUGCACAUUGUGUGUGUGUGUGUCUGUAUAUAUACAUAUAGGAUGUGUGGGUAAUUCUUUUUUUUUUGUACGUUACUACAUCGAACACUCACCGUGGUCUCCCGCGAGCUGCUGGAAGGCGGAGCGACUUGGCCUCUGGAGACCGGGCCUCGCGUUGUGACCAUGGGCACGGCAUGGAUGCUGGCAUAUACACAUCAUGAGAAGCAUGCGCAAUCGAUGCAAUUGCAGUGGUGCCUCAUUAUGAAGGGGCCUGAGGAGGGGGCCUUGAGGAGGGGGCCUGAGGAGGGGACCUGGCCCCCGUCAGUGAAAAACGAUGAAGGAAAAUAAACCACAACAAGACUUAUCUGUUCAUUAUAAAUAUUAUACAGUAAUCUGUCCACCCGCCCACUCCACCCCACCGUGUCGCUUCUCACAUUCCUCUACCCUUCCGCCCUACCUCUCCCCUUUACACACACCACGGAUAUAUUAAACCCAUUGGCUUCCACUGGGCAGUUGUGCCGCAAAUGUCCCUGUAGGUCGCUACGACCGCUGGCAAAGCCUGUUGCCUCUCCUCCAAGCGGGGCCUGGGAGUGAAAUUCAAAAGACGGCCAAUACAUUGUGGCCCUACUGGCGAACUCGAGAAAUCUUUAGUAAAGCCCUGGUAACGAGGGGUUGCCGUGGUCAACAGCCUACUGACGAUGAUGUACAUCACCAUCCUGGCUGGAAAGGCAUCUUGACUUAAUCCUGGGCGAGUGCACGACGCUGCCUUAGAAAUAACAAAAACAUUUACAUGCUUCACGAAAGUUGCCCAAAAUACCCUGGCAUUCCGUUCUCCUGGAACCUAUCCCGAAAAGUUGAACGCCUCCCUGUCCCUCUGUUGAAUGCGGUGAACGCGAGGCAUCGGCGGCCCACCGCGAGAGGCAAAGACACAUGCCGGGCCCGUGGUGGCGGGGAGGGUGGUGGUACUGGUGGUGGUGGAGUGUGGGGGGGUAGAGAGAGAAGCUUUCGCCGCACUUGAUUAAUGAAUGAACCCGAACGCCGGUUCGUGGCGCUUGAUAUUUAAUUACAGAUACAAUCCCGUCGGUUAAUUGACUUAUCAGCCAAUUCGUACACGGGUUAAUCGUGAUUAAUGGACGGUUAACACUCUAAUAGGGGCGUGACGGUGGCUGGAGGCACGCACGCCCGCGUUUGCCGGCGCUCCUCGCUGUCAAAUUUCGUCUCAGCCGGGCUCGGAGGGUCGCGGAGGUCGAGCGGGCACCGUCUGCUGCCGCGCGGCCUGCGAGCGGCGUCCGAUAUACACGUGAACGGAGUCGGCGGGUUUGUUUUAUUUUAUUUUUAGCCGGUGGGUGAAAAUCCUCGGGCUUGACGACAACGAUCGCUAACCCCGCAAAAGUCCACGAGACUUCAUGAAACGAGUUCUACGGACGCGACGGAACGAACGCGUCUGAGUGAAGACGCAGACUAAGACGGUUUUCAAAAUAUAAGAAUAGGUUUGACAUCCUUUUCUGGCAAUUAAACAGAUGGUGUUAAGAUGUUAAGCCACCAAACUGAAACCUUUUGCAAGGAAUCAUGUCUGCAUUAACCAAAAAUGCUUUGUGGUGAACAUGAUACUGGCAAGGGAGGUCCCAUGAUAAGACAAUUUUCGUUACCUUAUCAGAGACCGCAGUGCACCGAAGAAGACCAAACACGGCCAUUGGCUAUAUAUGUACAUUAAGUAAAUACUGAAAUAACUAAUUGGCUGACGUUAUAUUGGGUAGAAGUUGGGGGAGUGGGGAUUGCAUGCCCCCCACACCAAUAUUUAGUCACUGAGAAGUGUCCCGGCUGAACGUUUGGUUUGCUUCGGGUCGACCAGACUAAGAAAAUCACUCCAGGACAUUAACCACACGGGACUUGCGACUGAAAUAUGAGUGGCCGACUUACGUUCACACCGGCUGCUGUGAGGCCCUCGGCGCGUGGGAUAUGCGGUCGUGGGGCUAUUCACGUCCGAGCUUUUCCUCGCCCCUCUUCCUGGAGAGGCUCGCAGGGGUCGCCCCGGCUGCCCCCGACGCCACCGCCGUCACCGCCACCUCGAGCCAGGCGGGCACGCCUUAGGGGUUGCCACCUCUGAGAUAACCAAAAUAACGGGCACACAUCGUGGGAAGAUCACGGCAAUGAGAAGAAUAUCCCACAAUGUCAGAUGAUUGGGAGAACUGCGUGUGAAUGCAUCGUCUUGAGUGGUGUUUAUUUUGCGGAGUUGACAAAAAAAACCCACGACUUUUAAAUGUUUGAUAUCCCGGGAGACUCUUGCAGAUUUGUUAAAGAUCCCUGGGGGGGGGGGGGGUGUGGGAAAUCAGAACAGGUGGCAACCCCUAGCCGUUUCCCCGAUCGUGAGAUCCCUUCGCGGCGACGCACCGUUUAACGCCGGCCGCUUUGAACGAACGGACAAGAUUACGCAUAUCUUUGUUUUGGUUUGGCGACGAAGGAGACGGGCAGACGGAGAAUUUUCCCCUCGUUUCCCUCCGCACCGGUGCGAAUGUAAUGGGCGCGCGAGAGGCGCUGAGACGAAUCCACAGCCGACAUUUUCUGUCUGGUGGCAUUUGCAGGGCGGCCGUGCCGGGCCACGAUUUUGAAUGCACUGUGGUAACAAUGCUGCAUGGUUUGCCUUACGCUUGUUACACGCCGACUCUCCCUCCCCUGAGAUGAAUUGGCGCCGAGGAUUGUGCAGCGAAAUGCCAAUACACUUCAGCAUGCUGGCAUCUUCACCACCACUCUCUGUGCUGCGUGGCUGUCAUGUCAUUGUUGCCUUAUUCGUAGGGCCAUUAAAAAUAACACUGUGGGUGCUUAGGCA